Messenger RNA from Urocitellus parryii (Arctic ground squirrel), 1764 nucleotides. RefSeq names its product tripartite motif containing 31 (gene Trim31). The record is from RefSeq and is a predicted model, not a curated record. Gene Ontology annotation, molecular function: zinc ion binding; protein binding. Lineage: Eukaryota; Metazoa; Chordata; Mammalia; Rodentia; Sciuridae.
AUGGCCAGCCAACAGUUUUCCAACCAACUGCAGGAGGAAGUAAUCUGCCCCAUCUGCACAGACUUUCUGCAGGACCCUGUCACCAUCGACUGUGGACACAAUUUCUGCAACAGAUGCAUCACACGGAUUGGGGAAGCAUCAGGCAGUUUUUUCAAAUGUCCCCUCUGCAACAGUUCUGUGAACAAAACAUUCAGGCCCAACUGGCUGUUGGUAAAUCUGGUGAAGAAAAUCCAAGCUAUGAGUGCUUCUGAGGAGCAACCAGAAAGGGACGAGCUGAAAUGUCAGAGGCAUGGAGAGAAGCUCUAUUACUUCUGUGAGCACAGUGGGAAUUUCCUCUGUGUGAUGUGUUGUGAAUCCGAGGACCACAGAACGCAUAAUGACAGUUUGAUAGAAGAAGCUGCCGAGAAAUAUCAGGUGAAGAUUCAAUCUCAGGUUGAGAUCUUGCAGCAAACAGAGAAGGAGAUAGUACAAAAGAAGGAGCAAGGCGAAUGGAAGAUCAAUGAUUUUAUGAACCAUGUAAAUUUUGAGAGGAUAAAGAUCCUUGGGGAAUUCAGGCACCUGCAGCAGGUCCUUGAGGAGGAGAAGAAUUUCCUCCUGUCCCGGCUCCAUUGGCUGGAGCAGGAGGGGACAGAGCAGAGGAAACUCUUCAUGGCUUCAAUGGAGUUGCAGCUGACCACCCUCAAGAAGCUCAUUGAUUCCUUGAAGGUCAAGCAGCAAAUGCUUCCUAGUCAGCUGCUGGAGGACAUCAGAGUUAUCCUGCACAGGAGUGAAGAAUUUCAAUUUCUCAAUCCAACCCUGAUUCCUCCACACCUGGAGAAAAAACUCAGUGAAGCAAAAUCAAGACAUGACUCCAUCAUAGAGAACAUGAAGAAAUUCGAAGAUAACCUCCAGGCUAAUGGGAAGAAAGAUAAAAACAGAUUCCUCAAAGGCAUGAAUGAGAAAGACAAGCAGAACUGGUGUCUUUUAGAGAAAAAUAAUCCAGAGUCAUCUUUUCUAACUAGGAGUCUACUCCAAACCCUGGGAUUUUUCCUGUGGAGGGACGAAACAAUUAAGCAGGGGCCAUCUAAUCCCUACCCCCGAACUCCAACCCACGCCUUAUUUGGGGCUCCCUUUGCUGGGGAAGCCGCCCCUUCAGCAUCACUUCUGGCCAGAAGCAGGGARACUUAUGUUGAAGUUCCUGAAAACGGAGCGGGGAGCUUUGGCGCCGAGAUUACUGAACGGUUCAAAGUGGUGCUGACCCCUGUGACACUGGAUGCGGCCUCGGCCCACCCAGACCUCAUCCUUUCCCAGGAUCUAAAGACAGUAACUCUGGCCCUCCACUUCCCGCGCAGGUCGGAGGAGCCCGCCAAUCCCGAGUGCUUCUACCCUUUUCGUUGUGUACUGGGCUCUCCAGGCAUUACUUCUGGCUGCCAGGCGUGGGAGGCGGAGCUUCAAGGGAGGGAACGCGGGGGCUGUCUGGUGGGCGUGGCCUCGGAGCUAGUGUCAAGACGCGGUUGUCUACUUGUGGAGCCCUUGGCAGGCCUCUGGACGCUGCGCAUCACAAGCAUUGGGUGCGAGGCGCUCACCGAUGGUGGUACCCGGGAGAACCUCCCCAUCCGUCCGAAGAAAGUGGGCAUCUUCGUGGACCACGCACGCGGGAAGAUCGUCUUCUUUGACAGCACCACAAGCAAGCACAUCUAUACCUUUCACGCCUCCUUCGCUGGGCAGAUCUUCCCCUUUUUCCAGCUCCUGUACCCUGGCACCCGAAUCUCCCUGAAUCCCUAG